UGAAUGAAAUGGCGGGUCUCUAAAACUACUCGUCAACGUGGAUGUACCCAAUUUAAAUUGCUAAAACAUCGGUGUAGGUCUUUGCUCCGGCGGGCAUGUGCUACAAUGCACUCACCUUCGUCAUUCAAGCCUGGCAAGGCUAUGAAGGCAUCUUCGAGAACCUCGCCGAGCUUCUCGAGAAAUGCACUGAGUUCCUCGAGCGUCUCGAAUCUUACGAGGGUCGCAUGGACGCGAGGUUAACCCGUGUUGCGGUUCAAAACCUCCGACUUUUUGUUGAGAUAUGUGAUCGCACGAUUAAACUGCGUAAGAAACACACCAAGUUCAUUGCUUUUACGAAGCAGCUAUUCUUGAACGAUAACGGUAUCAAGGACUUGCUUGGUAUGAUGGACCGACUCAACGCUAAAGAGUCCCUCUUGGUGAACGCACAGACCUAUAAGCUAGUGAGCGAUAGUGCUGGAGACAUCAAGUUGAUACUCGACGGCCAAAAGGAGCAGAAGAAGGAGCAGGAGGCAAAGAAGUGGCGUACAGCAAUCGUCAAAGCGCUAGGAUUCCCAGUGACCUCUCUAGAUAAUGAUGGGGAGCCUAUUGCGAGCUGGCAAAGGGCCUUCGACGUUAGGAAGAAUAUGCUGGUUGAUGAAACCGGGAGAUGGAUCCAUAGUCAUAAGGAUUUUACAGGAUGGACCGGACCUGCCUCCCCAGCGAAGCCCAUCCUGGUUCUAGAAGGUAAAAACGGUUCAGGGAAGACAUCGAUGAUGGCGAACACUGUGAGGUAUCUUAGGAAGUCGAAUCAAGUCGGGCCUACUUCUCGGGUUGUCACCGCUUACUUCUUCAUGGAGGGCGAGAAGAGAAAACCGGACGACGAAGAUGCUCCUAGUACACUCGAACUGGUGUCGCGGACUUUGCUUUGGCAGAUUUCGACGGCAUAUGAAGCUAUGACCAAGUCCGUAUUCCAAAUUCUCGAGCGAUCUUCCGAUUUCAACAACUCGGUCGACCUCUGGGAACAGUUAUUUAUCAACAACAAGGAACGGAUGAAUCCCGAUACGACAUUCUUUCUCUUCAUUGAUGGUCUCGAUAAGACUCUUCUUCCACUCCUCCAGAAGCUAACAUCUAUACCUGACAAGAGCCCUCGCGUAUUUUUGACUGCUCGGUCGCCGGAACUGCUUGACCAGACACAGGGGCUCAAGUUCAUCGCCAUUCCCAUGCAUCCAAACAAUGAGGAUGACAUUGAGAAGUAUAUCACUCAUAGGAUGGAUAAUAUGCCUAUUCUCAAGGAUUCUAAUCGCUCCGGGAUUUCCGAGUGGCGAAAAACGAUCUUGAGUACGUUGCAAUACAAAUGUCGCGGCGACUAUUUUAAGUUGAACACAAGUCUCAACGCUCUUGCGAAAGUUGACCUUAUCGACGAUAUAAACGAGGUCCUCGCGGACGCCGACAAGACUCGAACCGAUCAAAUUGACGCUGAGAUUAGACGACUUAACAAUAUUCGAACAGUUAAGGAGAUACAAGAGAUAAACGAGAUCAUACGGUGGAUUGAUGUCGGUCGGCGCUGGUUCACGGUCGAUAUGAUAGAAUCGCUCCUAUCUGUGAAGCAUUAUAGUAGCUCCGCGGCGCAAUCUUCCCGUGCCGUGCCACUAACAAGGCGAAAAACAGGCUCUGAAGAUGUCGAAAGCAUCGCCCAGGAGUCCGCGCCAACGUCUACAACCAUAUCCUUGCUUCCUUUUUCUCAGAAGCUCGCAGAGAAGUAUCCGAUAUUCGCCGUUACGGAUUCAGGCUACGUCGAUUGGCGGUCCCCCGAAAUCAAGGAUCAACUCCCGUCCAAAGGCUUGGAUCAAGACGCCAGACUUAACGUAUCCACGUCUGGCCCGCGGGUUAUCCAAGAGUCUGAAAUAGCGAUCGUUCGCCACUUCCUUAAUAAUGUGUGCCCGCCGGAUCUUUACUCGCGGUUUGAGUUUGAACAAUUCCUUGAUGCAAAGCUCGGCGCGAAGCACCGAGAUUACAUCUGCCUCGACCCCGACAACGCUAACAUCAAGAUCGCACUAACUUCUUUAAUCAUCUUAACGGAGAAAGAUCUAAGAAGCAAUACGGUCCUGCGCAAGUACGCGAUGUAUUGGCUGCUAGACCAUCUACAUGCAGUUGACCUCUCGGCCGCCGAUAGGGAGUUGAAGGCGCAAGUUGGUCCGCUCCUCGUCAAGCUCUUCACAGAAGAGUGUGGAAUUGACUCAAUGUUCUGGCCUUUCAAUCUGGACGUGAGUAUUAAUACCUGGGAUUGGGAUGAGUAUAUAGAGUUGCGUGAAACUCGAAGCGAAUGGGUCUACUCUAUGUCCGGCGUCCAGGAGAUCUCUAAAUGGCUGCAUGACUCUUCCGUAACAAAGUACAUCAAGGAUGAACCCGGUGCAUCGUUUGUUGAAGCUGUAAAAACGUCAGCAAAUCUACAUAAAGCAGUGCUUUCCCACGCUGCCAAACGAAUGGCAGACCAUCUAUUCCGUCGCGUGGAAUUUCUUCCCCGCCAAUUCUGGUGUGCGUGCUGGCUUAUUCGCGGGUAUCUAUCACGACUCAAUCCCGAGAAGUCUUCUCAAAUGCCAAGCGAUCCGUCGGCCUACAGAGAAACAGACUCACCUGGUUUCAACGAGUUUGAAGGGAGGCAAUUUAAGCUGGAUGAAGUGAAGGAAAUCGAAGCUUGGGCAGCCGAAGUGCUCCAGAAAACGAAUGACACCAUAGAACAAGAAUCAAGUUGGGAAAUCCACGGUUCACUUAUCACCUUCCAACUCUGUCGUACCCAAGACGGUGCCGCCGACAUUUACCAGGCGCGUGCAAAGAGGGCUAUAGAACUAAACCCCAAGAAUUGGCAUGCAUGCCACUUCAUCGCUAAACAACCAAGCACCAACAAUGAACAAGCCGUAGAGAUGCUUUCCAAGGCCAAGAAGGAUAUUGACGAUAUCCGUCUUAAUAAUAAGGAGUGGAUCGAUGAUCACAACAACUCCUCGUUGCUAGCGCGGAUUACACUAGACCUUGGAGACCGUCUGUGGGACCUAGGUGCAGACCAUAAACUUGCCGCAGAAACCCACCGGGAAAGUCUGCGAUACGAUUACGUCCAUUUCAAGGACUACACCAAGGUGCUCACUCGAUACCAAAAUCGCGAAGCAUGGGUUGAGCUUAUCGCGUUCAUCGAGACCUUAAAUGAUACCAGCGACACUUGGGCAGCAUACUUUGACGAGUUAGUUAACGAAUUCGUUGUCGGCUUGACCAGCGACGACGGCUCCAACGCGUUGGCACGGGCAGCGGAUGCGACCAAACGUUGGGACGUAAUUGAGGCUUUCUUCACCAUGGCGAUUGACAUGGGGAUACGGCAAGAAGCUCACGACCUCCUGUUCCUUCUCAGGGACGGUUUCGCAAGGACAUUGUCGAAUGCUUCAAACGGUACAGAAGAUGAUCAGCAAGAUAAAGUUAUCUCCAUCCAAGAAACAGCCCUCGAGCAUAUAAAGCUCCACCACAGCGACAGCUUCUCUCGACAUCCGAUAGAAGAAAUGGCCAACUCACUUGCCAAGACCUAUCUGAACAAGGCAUUUCAGUCGAACUUGCCUAUCGAGAGGGUUGAUUUGUACGGCUCAUUGAUCGAGAAUUUGUUACCCGACACAAGCGAAGUACCGGACCUAUGGGCGAACAGUACCAUGAUCCUCUCCUAUAUACGCUACCACCACAAGCGCAAGAGUGGCUCUAAGCUAGCUAAAGAAUGGAUAAGGAUGAUGGUACGCGCGACGAUUGAACUCCUUUCGGAUGACGAUGAUGAGAACGAUAACGCCGCGUUUUGGUUGCUUGCUGCUCUCAUGACGAUCAUUGAGGAUACACAUAAUGCCCGGAUUGCCUGUACAAUGCUGAACAUGGAAAAAUAUGAAGCCCUAGUUAAAUGGGAAAGUUGGGUGACAACGUCCCCUAUUCAAGAGCAUUUUGCCGUUAAUGGCGAUGCUGGUCUGAAGAGCCCGAAGGCCCCCACCAAUGGUUCGAACGGAUCCGCGCAGGCGGGCAGGGAGACAGAGCCGCAGGAGACCAACGAUAUGUUGGCCCAUGGCAGCCCUGGACAACCGAGCUACUUCGUCUACUGUGAUGGCUGUAAGAAGGAGUAUAUCGUCACAGAUGUGCCUAUUUAUACGUGUGCGGAUUGUCUUGACUUGAUACAAUUCGAUGAAGAGUGCUACACGUUAUUAAAGAAAGGCGAACUGAAGCGAAAGGGACUCGACUGCAGGCCGGAUCACACAUUCAUCCCAUUGCCUAUUUGGGAUGCAAAUCUGAUUAAGGGCAUGCCGAAAGGAUAUAUACCCUUACCCGAUAGCAAGGAGAACGAGAAGAGAUGGAUUGCGUUAGAUGAGUGGAAGGGUGAAUUGAAGAAGUUAUAUCUUGAUGGGGAUAUCAAAGAAGUUGUCGCAUGAGAAUAGUGUACAGUAACGAAGAAAAUGGACAUGAUAGAGGGGAUGUGGUCUGGGAUCACGACGCAAACGACUUGAAAUAUGAAAAGGGAAUAAGUUGACGGGGAGCAUCUUGUAAAACCAUUGGCGAUUCAAGAGAUGAAAUGAUUAGCGUUAAACCUUGUAUCAUGCCACUCAUUGAGUGGUAUUAGCCGAGAAAAGUUUAAAUGAGGCCUGUCACGCCUUCCUCAACCAGUCUCCAUAUUCUACCAU
Messenger RNA from Hypoxylon trugodes, 4670 nucleotides. RefSeq lists its product as uncharacterized. The transcript has 2 exons. Lineage: Eukaryota; Fungi; Ascomycota; Sordariomycetes; Xylariales; Hypoxylaceae. The coding region runs from base 96 to 4421 and encodes 1441 amino acids. The record is from RefSeq and is a predicted model, not a curated record.